AUGUCACAACCUCAUGCAAGAAGUGAUGUCCCCCAUACAUAUCCCUGUCCCAAGAAGCCACAUACUAACAUCCAGUCAGCGUUUUCACCACUAAAUUUGGUGGAGGACGUGUCAGCGUCUAAAAAGGAUUUGGAAGAAGAACACACGCGAGAGCUCGAGAUCGAAAACGCGUACAAAUUGUACCAGGAAGCCAUUGCACUCCAAAGCAAGAAGCUGUGGGUAGACGCAUACAAAAAAUACAAGGAGUUGGCGAGUUCUGCUGUGGUGACCAACCAUUUUUACGAAGAGGUGUCUUUCAUAAAGGGGCUCCAAAAUGGCAGCAGCAAUCUCCAGCCCGAAGAGCUCAGUUUCAUUCCCCAAAAUGUCAAGAAGAUCAGAUUUUUGUUCUUCCGGAACAGAGGAUUUCUCCACUUCAACAUUUUGAAGGCCGGCUCUGAGAUCCUUGCUGGAGUCUUGGAAACCGAGCGCGAGACAGAGCCUGCUUUGGGCCUUUUCGAGCUCCAGAAAGACUUGUUCUAUACGAUGCUCGACGGAUUUGUCAACUGUCUAGUUUACGAGGAGGGAGACGAUUCGUUGCUUCGAAUUCUCUUCGAGAUUUACACAUACCUUGGAGUGCGAAGGCUAGCCAAAUUUGCCCUUGAAUAUUGCAUAUCGUAUUCCAGUGAACGCAACGAGUGUCUCAGCAUUUCCUGCUUAAACGACUGGGCAGAACCGAUGUGGAGACGGUUCAAGAAGUUGGGCUUUACUAGCACGGAGGCUUCCGCUGACUUGGAGCUCAAAUUCGUUUUUUUACUACCGCUAAAGCAGGACUUCUUGGCCCAGAUGGCGAAAAAAAUGCAGUUUCACACUCUCUCCGUAUCUCUAAAACCGGGCGCGUCAUGGUUUGACGUCAUUAACAGCAUAAACGGCGCAAUGCGGGAAAAUCAGGACAAAGAGAGGCUUCAGGACUUUCAAAAAAUUGCGUGCAAGCAUUUUGAUCCGUACGUUACAUCCGACACUACAUUCGACGACAUUUCAUUUGAAUUUUCGGAGGAGAAAACAGCAGCAGAAAUCACGGCCGAAAGCGAAGCCCUGGCGAUGGCUACUGAUAUGCACAUCGAGAAUGUUCUGAAGGAUACUCCUGAAGAGGAGCCCCAAAUUACUCCUAUCAAUAUGGAGCAACAGGAAGCGGCUGUGUCCUCAGAGAAAGCGUCCAUGAGACUUUCGAAAAGAUUGAACCCGGGGGAUCUGGCACCCGUGGAAAUGGAUGAUAUCCUUUUGAUCAGACAAUACUUCGUUGAAACCGAGCUAUUCUUUAAACAUUUAAAUGAAUUGUUUAAAACCAUCUAUGGCGUCGAGCAGCCGGUCCUAGACGAUAUGGUAGGUCACAUUGUGAACGCUGAGAUAGAUAAUUCGCAGACCGGAUACAUUGACGAUUUCUUGAAGAUUCUUAAUGAGUGGAAGUCUCAGAAAUAUGACGCCAUCCUUUUCCCCGAGAACAACAGUGACUCGAAACGAAAAAGCCACAGCGAUAAGAAGCGGCUCAUUGACGUGCUUACAAGUUUUGGCAACCAGUUUAGCGAUUCGAAGCAACAUUUUGGUAAUUUGUACGACUCACAGGAUCUGGCCUUUGUGAAGGAAUUCAUCUCAAAAUACUUUUGCGGACACUGUCAUGUGAAUGAGGCCAAAAUUGAGAUAUUGCUGCACCUCCUAGCUUCAAUAACAGAACUGACUUGGGAUGAUCAACUAUAUGACGCGGUGACAGAUUGGGCAAUGCAACUCGAAUCAUCUUACUUUGAAAUGUGUGAACAAAGCCAACGGGUCUCUGGAAAAUUCCAAAAUAUCAAGCUCGCCAUGGGCAUUUAUGAAAUUCUUGUCAACUGUUAUAUUGUCACACAAGAAAAACUAGAACAAAGCCUAGAAUCCGGAGCACACACAAGUUUUGUGAAGUCAGUGAAAUCAAAUUUCAACACCACAGCCAUCGAUCUAUUGAGAAUGAAAGAUAGAAUUGACAAAUGGUGGAAGCUAUUUCAAAAUGCAUUCUCAAGCAUAGAUCGUCUUGAAAAUACAGAGAUUGAGUUUAUUAUUCGCUUUUACUGGGCUUCCAACUACUACGUCGCUGCCAAGAGUUUCCUGUGGAGAGAAAAAAAGUUUGUUGUUGUUCAUUUGCACAAACUAGCCGAACUUCUUACGGAUAUGUCCUCGGCAAAAGAUGUUCAGAUUUCUUACCCAAAUUACUCCAAGAUAGGCGAAUUUUCUAUUGAUGGUCUCCACAGGCGGCUUUCUACAACGUCUAUUCUAUCUGUUUUCUCCAAGAUCUUGGACCAAAGUGACUCGGAAACCAUAACUACGAAGGAAACCAUCUCCCUUCUAGAAAGCAUAUUGUUCGACGAGCACGAUGAAGAUUCAGAGCCCCUUCAAACUGAUACGGAAGGUAGCUUGCUUGUGAAUUCAGUGAUUCACGGACUCGCUGUUUUGGAUAAGGUUUCUCUCUCAAGUGUCAAAGACUUUUUCUCUGAAUGCCCCGUUGACCUAAAAUUGAGUUUGUGGAACAUUCUUCUCCUGUACUAUCAAAAGGAAUCGUUUCAGAACUUUCAAAAAGGUCUUGAAAAUUAUCUUCAGUUUGUUCUUGACUUUUUGGGAAAUUCUUCCUACAAAAGUAUUCAGAACGACAAGCAAGUUGUCUUACUAAGCCUCAUUUCUUGUUAUCGAAGUCAUUUAGGAACCUUUUUAAAGUAUUUAUCUGAGAACAAAUGGCAACUUCCUUCAAGGACAGGAGACAUUCGACAAUUGUCAAAUGUAUUGAGAAUCUAUGAGAUAUGUUAUAUCUUCAGCUUGCACGAAGAGGGCGCAUUGUACACAAGUCGGAAAGUUUCCCUAGCAACGAAAUCAGAGGCAUCAUUCGAAUAUUUCAAAGAUUUUUUCAUCGAUUGCAUUACAAUUCUUCUGACAUACUGCUUUAACUACAUCACGGGAAAUGAUGUCGCAGAAAAGAAUACUUUAAUCAGCAAUUUUUUGAUUUUCAUUCAUCACCAAAUUGGGUUGCGCCACCUCUGUGAUUCUUCGAAGGGCUUAUUUCUUAAAUUUGCCGAAGACUCAUUGGUAAGCUUGUCCAAGAUUCCAGAAACAGAGCUCACACAAAUCAUGUCUUGCAGAUACCACUAUAAGGUCAAGCUCUACGGUCAAUUCCCAGUCGAUCAUUAUACUGUCAAAAGUGCAGAACUAAACAAAAAGAGCGCGCAGGAAUUGGCGAUCUUCAUAUUGCCGCUUUGUUUUAAAACAAACCCACUCACCCAAACACCAAGAAAUGAUUUGAAACAAGUCGUGGAUGAUCUUUUCGAAAUCAUUGGAGAUCCUGACGUGGAAAACGAUAGGUCUCUUUGUGAAAAUAUGAGCUCUAUUGAGAAAUUUAUCGAUAGAUCUUUGAUUGGGGCCAGGUUCAUCAAAGAAUCAUUCUAUGGUUUGAAAUCACUCGAGAUGCUUCCUCCACAACAUAAGAAUAGAGUCGCAGAGAAAGGGCUAUAUUUCAUGGAAGCUGUUUUGAUGUUCAAUUCUUACAAAAUUCGUAAGAAGUCUGCGCAAAGCCGGACUGUUGAGCUAGAAAGAAUAAUCACUGUUCUUACAUAUGAUCUCAUCUAUGGAAGUGAUAGGGUGGAAAGCUGGAUUCUACUUGCUCAGGCAUAUAGCUUCAUCGUCGAAGACGACUUGAUCUGGACGUCUGAUAAGAUUGGCACAAUCGAGAAAAAAGUGCCAACCGCCAAUCUCCAACGCAAGGCACUAAUCUGUUACUUGAUGGCUAUAAGUACUAUCACCAAGCAAAGACACACUGAUACUGAAUCCAUAAAACUGGUGAUGAGCAUGCUAAUGAAUAGCUUUGCCAAAGAGCUUUACAGCGCAUCCAGAAGCCCGAUGGAUAUGCUUGCUUUUCAGGUGCAUUGCAAUCCCAAAUUCGUGAGGCAAAAUGAAAAAGCUUUGUUUUUGAAAGUUGCCGACAGACCUAGCGUGACACAGAAAUACUGCUUAGUGCUUAUGAACCGCUGUCUAGAUCUAGCUGUCAAGAAUAAUUGCGAAGAUUGGAACUCUCUCUAUUACUCAGCAAAAGUAAAAGCCAAACUUGAUCUCAAUCCAACUAACGUGCUUGAAACUUUAAUUCAAGCCAGCGAUGAAGCUAAGAAACAAAGUCUUUCGGGUGAUCCCGUGCUUGAGCCCGCGUACAAGUUUUUGAGUCUACUCUACAAGUUCGUGAAGUCACAAAAACUUAGUCUUGAAGAAGGGAUGAGACUUUUGAAUUUGAAUACAACUUUGACAACCACUGAUGAGUUCAAAGCAGAGACAAAAAGCGAGCUUUUCAAAGGCAUCAUUUCUGGGCUCAAAAUAUUAAUCUCUCUUGACAAAAAGGCAUGGUAUCAUAAACCCGCUUAUCGUCAGGCGAAAAUCCUUUUCACCGAGUUUAAUGAUCAUCUUGGUGCCAAAGAGCUCUUGUCUAAGUAUUUCACGUUGAGGUCUAGCAACAAGACAUUCCUUGUUAUGUGGAAACCGGAAUUCGAACGACCUGGUAAACAUUUUGAGUACAUGAAUCAGUACUCAAGAUUCUAUAUCAUGUUGUUGGGGCAUGAGCAAGACCUCACGUCGUUGGUACUUAUGUAUCCGAAGUUGAGACGAGCCAAUUCUACAAUGACUCUGCUUGUCAGUAUUUGGGGACAAUUAUGUACACUGAUUUGCACAAUAAUAAGAAAAGUUCUCGACGUCGAUCCUGGACAAGAGAAGUAUUUCUUAUACGCUACUACAUAUUCCACUUUCAUUGCCCGAGCCAAGAAGGUGGUUGAGAUGGUGCGGGCUGACCAAGCAAAUGGUCUGUUGAAAAAAAACCUAUCGCUUCUUCACAUUUUGACAGACAUACGGAAGCUUAACAAUGGAUUUGGCCCUACCGCGUUGAUUGACAAUACGUUCAGUGGAGUCUUCAUCGAAAUAUACCGUGAAAUUUGCUACGAACAUAAGGAGAUAGAGGAGAUCAUGGUCCCCGACUCUCCCAAUGCCAAAACAAAGAGACUUGCCAAGAAAGAUCUAUUUCCUUUCGCAAUUGAACUCGCGACAAAAUGCAAACGGGACACUGAUCUGUUUCUAAAGCUCAACCCAGAUAUCCUCAACUUUUACGUCACGGAAUAUGAGAAAAAGGCGGAAAUUAUGCGACAGAAGAAGGCAGAAGAAGAAGAAAGACAAAGAUUAGCAGCUGAAAAAGAACACAGGAAGCGAGAAGAAGCUGAGCAGGAGAGACAGCGGAUGGCUGCAGAGCAGGAGCGUCAAAGAUUCAGCCCGCAAACAAGACUUCUGCGUCUUUUUGCAGAGCAGCUUCUUCUCCGCGGACAGAAAAAGGCUAUGUACAAAAUGUUGGCCGCCACAAUGCCAAUGAGCUGGCACAGCAGAAUUGUGGCCUUAGAUGGUAUCGGUGUUGCGCUUCCGUGUCGAAACAGCAUCGAGUUGAUUGGUCCGGAAAAGCUCGCCACCAAUUUUUUCAAUGAAGCGAGACGUUAUGUACGAGUUGGCGAGUCUCCUGGUUCAGCAAGGUUACCAUCUUCCUCUGAUAAUGCGAAUGUGGCCCCAGUAUUGCUGACUGUCAUUGGCAAUGGGGCGAAAGCUCCAUCCAUUUCCACACUGCCGGCAACCACAAAGAAUACAAUCGAAGUUGUCCAAAGGGAAUUGAGGAGUACUCAAUCACAUCAGUUGCGAAACCACUCUGCCGAUCCAAAUUUUUGGCUGCAAAGCUCCUAUGCAUCAAGGCCUCAUAUCAACCAGAGAGACCUACAAUUGCAGCAAGCCGCUUUCCAGGGCACGCAGCUGGAUCCAUUUGAAAUCGACAGUCAAGAGGGUACAACGCCUGGCGCAGAGCAUAAAAGACAGCUUGAAACUGAAGGAGACAUUGAAGCGCUGCAAGCUAAAAGGCAAAAUAUUAAUAAGUAG
Molecule: messenger RNA, 5937 nt
Organism: Metschnikowia bicuspidata var. bicuspidata NRRL YB-4993
Lineage: Eukaryota; Fungi; Ascomycota; Pichiomycetes; Serinales; Metschnikowiaceae
Exons: 1
Coding region: 1-5937 (1978 amino acids)
Biological process (GO): chromatin organization
Cellular component (GO): nucleus; HIR complex
Molecular function (GO): nucleosome binding
Source: RefSeq, a predicted model, not a curated record